CAUCAAGGUUGAUGGUAAAUGGUCUCGUGUAGGUAAUUCAUUUUAUCGUUCGCCUCAUCCUAUCCAGAAGUAGAUAGGAAGGUUUACUGUGAUCUCACGUGUAAGUUGCUCACCUAUUCGAUUGCUAUUAAGUGUGUAUUAUUUAUGCUUAGAGGUAUGUAAGUAUGGGUGGUAUCCUAUCUUGAGUUUUACUCUUACUUUUACUCUUAUGUACUGAUUGUUUAUUGUCGAGGAUUUGGAUAUUUCCAUAAAGAAGUUAUAGACUAAAGACGUUUUAUCCCGAAAAUAAUCUGAAUAUGUCGGCCAAUGCAGCUGAUCUGGUGCAGCGAUGCCGCAAUGCUUACGAAAGUGGAAAAACGAAAUCCAUAUCGUUUCGAGAAAAGCAACUCAAACAAUUGUUGAAAAUGUACAAAGAAAACGAAUCUAAAUUUAUCGCAGCUUUAGCUUCGGAUUUACGUAAAAGUAAAAACGAAGCUUUGUUAUCGGAAAUCAAUAUCGUCGUCGCUGAUAUCACAAAUACAAUUCAUUACUUGAAAGAAUGGACUGCACCGGCGAAAGCGGAAAAAGGACUAGCAUUUGCUUUGGACGACGUUUUAGUGUGCAAAGACCCUUACGGAGUUUGUUUAGUCAUUGGAGCUUGGAAUUAUCCCAUUCAACUGUCAUUGGUACCUGCCGCCGGUGCCAUUGCUGCUGGAAAUUGUGUAAUCAUCAAACCAUCGGAAGUAUCGCCAGCUACGGCCAAACUCAUCGCCGAAUUAAUCCCAAAAUACUUGGAUCAGGAUUGCUACCAAGUAUACUUAGGAGGAGUAAAUGAAACUACCGAAUUAUUAAAGCAACGUUUCGAUUACAUUUUCUAUACCGGAUCAACAUCUGUUGGUAAAAUUAUCAGAGCUGCAGCCAACGAGCAUUUAACACCGGUGACUUUGGAGUUGGGUGGUAAAAGUCCUGCUUUCAUAGAUAAUACUGCCAAUUUAGAUAUCACCGUGAAACGUCUAAUGUGGGGGAAAUUAUUUAACGCUGGUCAAACCUGUAUCGCUCCUGAUUACGUAUUAUGCUCGAGACAAAUACAAACUCAGUUUGUAGAGAAGGCCAAACAAGUAUUAGAUCAAUGGUAUGGAUCGAGUGUGAAAAAUUCGCCAGAUUUUUGUCGUAUCGUUUCCGAUAAACAUUUCCUGAGACUGAAGGAUUUAAUGAGUAGGGGAAAAGUGGCUGUGGGAGGUGAUUUUGAUGCCAGCGAAAGAUACAUAAGCCCUACCAUUCUAACCGAUGUCAAAGAAGACGACCCUGUCAUGACAGAAGAAAUUUUUGGCCCUAUUUUACCCAUUGUGACAGUAGAUAGCGCUUACGAGGCUAUUGGAUUCAUCAAUAAAAGAUCAAAGCCAUUAUCGUUGUAUAUAUUCUCAUCGGAUAAAAAAGUCCAACAAAUGUUCUUAACGCAGACUCACAGCGGAGCAGUUUGCAUCAACGAUACAAUAAUGCAUUAUACCGUGGAUACGUUACCAUUUGGUGGAGUUGGAGCGAGUGGCAUAGGAGCUUAUCAUGGCAGAUAUACUUUUGAUACUUUUAGUCAUAAAAAGAGUGUUUUAGUGAAGAAUUUUAAUCCGAUUGGUGAAUCACUUGGAAGUGCACGUUACCCUCCAUUAACCGACAGGAAAGCAGCCACAGUAAAAUUUUUAUUGACCAAACGAUACGGUCUGAGCUUGGGUCUAUCAAUUUUACCAUACUUGCUCGUAUUCGGCUGCGGAAUGGCGUCCGCAUUUGCGAUCAAAUACAUAGCCAAGUACCUACUUAUAUUGGUCAAUGAUGUAUCCAUAAUCCAUAAGGUACUGUAUUCGGACGACGGUAACGAGUAAAGAUGAUUCAGAAAGUUAUGGAAGAUUGGCCGGGCCAUUGCACAAAUUUAAAUUAACGAUAGAUCUCGCUAAUUUACAAAAAAUCAUACCGUGACGUAUUGUUGUGAUAUUUACAUUACCUUUAUGUUUUUGAACAUGAUAUUAUUUUUAUGUUGACAAUUUUUGAGAAAUAUUUCUUUUUUCUAGUAAGCACUAAGCAUGUUACCUGCUCUAUAGCCAUACCUAUACACGAAUAGAUAUUUACCUACCACAGUUUUUAAAUCGAACAAUGUUUUAAAUACCUAGCAGCAAACUAUAUUGUAUUUAUUUUAAAUGUAAUUUUUCUCUUUUUUUUCGCAACUGUGUGUGCAUGUGUGUGUGUGUGAUCUUUUUAAAUCGAAAGAUUUUUGUAUUUUUUAAAAUUUGUUAAUAGACGAUUAAAAUUUAUUUAAUCGAA
Molecule: messenger RNA, 2289 nt
Organism: Planococcus citri (citrus mealybug)
Lineage: Eukaryota; Metazoa; Arthropoda; Insecta; Hemiptera; Pseudococcidae
Product: aldehyde dehydrogenase, dimeric NADP-preferring-like
Exons: 13
Coding region: 297-1853 (518 amino acids)
Biological process (GO): aldehyde metabolic process
Cellular component (GO): cytoplasm
Molecular function (GO): aldehyde dehydrogenase (NAD+) activity
Source: RefSeq, a predicted model, not a curated record